Solea senegalensis (Senegalese sole) is the source of this 881-nucleotide messenger RNA. RefSeq names its product signal sequence receptor, gamma (gene ssr3). Gene Ontology annotation, cellular component: membrane; endoplasmic reticulum. The transcript is spliced from 5 exons. The record is from RefSeq and is a predicted model, not a curated record. NCBI's taxonomy places the organism in Eukaryota, Metazoa, Chordata, Actinopteri, Pleuronectiformes, Soleidae. Gene Ontology annotation, biological process: SRP-dependent cotranslational protein targeting to membrane. Bases 88 to 645 code for a protein of 185 amino acids.
CGUCCCUCUCUUUUCUCCUCGUACAGCGACGUGUCAGUCCUCCUGUGUUCAGACCUGAGCAGCUAACACACCGGUCACUCUACAGCCAUGGCUCCCAAAGGCAGCAACAAGCAGCAGUCAGAGGAGGACCUGCUUCUCCAGGACUUCAGCAGAAACCUCUCAGCCAAAUCCACCGCUUUGUUUUACGGGAACGCGCUCAUCGUUUCUGCCAUCCCCAUCUGGCUCUUCUGGAGGAUUUGGCACAUGGACCUUGUCCAGUCUGCAGUUCUGUACGCUGUAAUGACUCUGGUCAGCACCUACCUGGUGGCCUUUGCCUACAAGAACGUCAAGUUCGUUCUCAAACAUAAAGUUGCUCAGAAGCGUGAGGACGCUGUUUCCAAGGAGGUGACUAGGAAGUUGUCAGAGGCAGACAACCGCAAGAUGUCCCGCAAGGAGAAGGAUGAGAGAAUCCUGUGGAAGAAGAAUGAAGUUGCUGACUAUGAGGCCACCACCUUCUCCAUCUUUUACAACAACACACUCUUCCUGGUCCUCGUCAUCGUCGCCUCCUUCUUCUUGCUAAAGAACUUCAACCCCACCGUCAACUACAUUCUAUCCAUCAGUGCCUCCUCCGGACUCAUUGCUCUGCUUUCCACCGGCUCCAAGUAAAGUCAGAAGCUGAAGGGACGAGGGAUAAUGGGGUGGGACUGGGAAGGAGGGAAGGACAUGGGGUUAAAAAAAGAAAAAGGGGCAAACAGAUUUUUUUUCACUGAGUUAAGGAAUGGGGUUUGAAGAGAGACUGUGAUAUCACAUUUCAUCUUCAUGAAAUUCAUGAUCAAAUGUCUGGAGGGUGUUUCUCCAGGUCUGUCUUCUGUUUUUUGUAACAAAUAAAGCAACCAGGUAUA